Messenger RNA from Talpa occidentalis (Iberian mole), 999 nucleotides. RefSeq names its product olfactory receptor 14J1-like. The record is from RefSeq and is a predicted model, not a curated record. Lineage: Eukaryota; Metazoa; Chordata; Mammalia; Eulipotyphla; Talpidae. Gene Ontology annotation, cellular component: membrane. The transcript has 2 exons. Gene Ontology annotation, biological process: G protein-coupled receptor signaling pathway. Bases 1 to 999 code for a protein of 332 amino acids. Gene Ontology annotation, molecular function: olfactory receptor activity; G protein-coupled receptor activity.
AUGACUGUAAUUACAAGUUUUGGUCCCAGGGCACUGACCAAGAUCACCGAAUGCCCACAGCACCAGACACACUGCUUGUGCCAAAUGGGUUUUUUUCUGAUGGGAUUUUCAGACAAACCUGAGCAGGAAAUCAUACUUGCUUCUCUGUUCUUAGUCUUCUAUCUGGUGGCAUUAACUGGCAAUGUCCUAAUUAUCACAGCAACUUCCAUGGACAAUAGUCUCCAGUCACCCAUGUAUUUCUUCCUGAAACAUCUCUCCUUUCUGGAUCUGUGCUACAUUUCUGUGACUGUGCCAAGGUCCAUUUAUAACACUUUCAUCCACAGUGGCUACAUUUCCUUCAGGGAAUGCAUAGUGCAGUGUUUUGCUUUCACUCUCUGUGCAGCUUUUGAGAUGUCCAUGCUUACAGUGAUGUCCUAUGAUCGCUACGUGGCCAUCUGCCUUCCACUGCGCUACGAAAUCAUCAUGGAUGUCCGCACCUGUGUCCACGGAGUGAUAGGUGUCUGGAUCAGUGCGGUUAUUACUGGAACCAUGCACACAGCUGGAACUUUCUCCAUCCAUUUCUGUGGUUCCCAUAUCAUUCACCAGUUCUUCUGUGACAUCCCCCAACUCUUGAAACUCUCCUGUUCUAAUGAGUACUUCGGCGAGAUAGGGGUCAGUGUCUUCUUGUCUCUAAUGGCAUUUCUUUGCAUUAUCUUUAUUGGUUUGUCCUACACAAAAAUAUUCUCUACUGUGCUGAGGAUGCCAUCUGCUGAGGGCAGAGCUAAGGCUUUUUCUACUUGCCUUCCCCACCUCGCUGUCGUCAUUUUAUUCAUUUCAACAGGUGUCUUUGAGUAUCUCAAGCCAUCUUCUGACUCUCCAAGUGCACUGGACACUUUGCUCACUAUUAUGUACACAGUUGUGCCCCCAACACUCAACCCAAUGAUCUAUAGCCUGAGAAAUCAAGCUAUGAAGGCAGCUUUAAGAAAGAUUUUCCAAAGAAAACUCUGCUUUUUUUGUUGA